Messenger RNA from Sander lucioperca (pikeperch), 5641 nucleotides. Its product is annotated as glutamate receptor ionotropic, kainate 2-like. Lineage: Eukaryota; Metazoa; Chordata; Actinopteri; Perciformes; Percidae. Gene Ontology annotation, cellular component: kainate selective glutamate receptor complex; presynaptic membrane; postsynaptic membrane. Gene Ontology annotation, biological process: synaptic transmission, glutamatergic; modulation of chemical synaptic transmission; monoatomic ion transport. The transcript has 16 exons. Bases 445 to 3186 code for a protein of 913 amino acids. The record is from RefSeq and is a predicted model, not a curated record. Gene Ontology annotation, molecular function: kainate selective glutamate receptor activity; transmitter-gated monoatomic ion channel activity involved in regulation of postsynaptic membrane potential.
ACCUUGGCUCGACGUCAGAGCCUGUGCAGCAGUGCAGUAUAAUGGGAGCGCAAGCAACCCAGAGCGCCUCAUAGGGGGCUGUAUAUCGCUGCUGUAUCCUCUGCUUGGCACUCUCUAGCCCCUCUCCAAACCCUCUCCAGUACCUUACCUACAGCCCAUGCUUGGGCUCCCCCCUCCCCACUGGAUCCGUACCCUUCGACAUGGAUGUCCCGCCGUCCCUCGACCGGGAGGAUUGUUGUUUCUUGGCGCAGUGAAGGAGGAGAAGGGGAAGGAGUCAUGCCGGGACUGCUAAUGGAUUUAGGGAAAGCGCAAGUGACCAUGCCGUGAUCUUGCGCAUCCAGGGCCGCCGUCACCCUGCCUUGCCCAACGAGCGUAGAAGAAUUACGGGGGAAUCGAACCCGCGCACCGGGGGGAUUAAACCACUGUGCAUUUUUUAAAAACAACAUGAAGAUUACCUCCCAUCAUCUGAUGAUAAGCAGUCUCGUUUUCAGGUCCAACCUCAGGCUGAUCCCGCUUCUGCUGCUGUUUCUUGGUUACUCUCGCGGGAUGCCACACGUUUUAAGAUUUGGAGGAAUAUUUGAAUCCAUUGAAAGCGGCCCUUCUGGAGCAGAGGAACUAGCCUUUAAAUUUGCCUUGAACACAAUCAACAGGAACCGCACCUUGCUCCCCAACACCACGCUUACCUAUGACAUCCAGAGAAUAAACAUCUUUGACAGCUUUGAGGCUUCCAGGAAAGCAUGUGAUCAGCUUUCCCUCGGAGUGGCGGCCAUUUUUGGCCCCUCACACAGCUCGUCGGCCAACGCCGUCCAAUCCAUCUGCAAUGCUUUGGGAGUGCCCCACGUCCAGACCAAGUGGAAGCAUCAAGUGUCAGACAACAGGGACUCGUACUAUGUCAGCCUGUACCCCGACUUCUCCUCCCUCAGUAGAGCCAUCCUUGACCUGGUGCACUUUUUCAAGUGGAGAACAGUCACUGUGGUGUAUGACGACAGCACAGGUACAGGUCUCAUUCGACUGCAGGAGCUGAUUAAGGCGCCGUCACGAUACAACAUUCGUUUGAAGAUCCGACAGCUGCCCACAGAGACCAAGGAUGCCAAGCCACUUCUGAAAGAGAUGAAGAAAGCAAAGGAGUUCCAUGUCAUCUUUGAUUGUGGACAUGAGAUGGCUGCAUGGAUCCUAAAACAGGCCCUGGCCAUGGGUAUGAUGACAGAAUACUACCAUUAUAUUUUUACUACCCUGGACCUUUUUGCCCUCGACAUGGAACCGUAUCGUUUUAGUGGAGUCAACAUGACCGGGUUCCGCAUUCUCAACACAGAAAACUCUCAGGUGUCGUCAAUCAUCGAGAAGUGGUCAAUGGAGCGGCUACAAGCCCCGCCCAAACCAGACUCAGGUCUGCUGGAUGGAUUCAUGACGACGGAUGCAGCGCUGAUGUACGACGCCGUGCAUGUGGUGGCAGUGGCGGUGCAGCAAUCGCAGCAGAUCACAGUCAGCUCUCUGCAGUGUAAUCGCCACAAGCCGUGGCGCUUCGGGGGGCGUUUCAUCAGCCUCAUCAAAGAGGCUCAUUGGGACGGUUUGACAGGACGUGUUCUCUUUAACAAGACCAAUGGACUGAGGACAGAUUUCGACCUGGAUGUCAUCAGUCUGAAGGAGGAUGGGCUGGAAAAGAUUGGAACAUGGGAUCCUCCCAGCGGUCUGAAUAUGACAGAGUCUCACAAAAGCAAGACAUCCAACAUCACAGACUCUCUGGCUAACAAAUCCCUGCGUGUAUCCACCAUACUGGGGGAGCCAUAUGUGAUGUUUAAGAAGUCAGACAAGCCUCUGUAUGGGAACGACCGUUUCGAGGGCUUCUGUAUCGACCUGCUGAGGGAGCUUUCUGGCAUCCUGGGCUUCCGCUAUGAGGUGCGAUUAGUGGAAGAUGGGAAGUACGGAGCGCUGGAUGAGAGCACGGGCCAAUGGAACGGCAUGGUGCGGGAGCUAAUGGACCACAAAGCAGACUUGGCAGUGGCUCCUCUGGCCAUCACCUACGUCAGAGAGAAGGUCAUCGACUUCUCGAAGCCCUACAUGACGCUGGGGAUAAGUAUCCUGUACCGCAAGCCCAACGGCACCAACCCCGGGGUCUUCUCCUUCCUCAACCCCCUCUCGCCCGAUAUCUGGAUGUAUAUUCUGCUGGCUUGCUUGGGUGUCAGUUGUGUGCUGUUUGUCAUAGCCAGGUUUAGCCCUUACGAGUGGUACAACCCGCAUCCAUGCAACCCAGACUCGGAUGUAGUGGAAAACAAUUUUACGCUGCUCAAUAGUUUCUGGUUUGGAGUUGGGGCUCUCAUGCAGCAAGGCUCAGAGCUCAUGCCCAAGGCCCUGUCAACUCGAAUAGUGGGAGGCAUCUGGUGGUUCUUCACCCUUAUCAUCAUUUCCUCAUAUACGGCCAACUUGGCUGCCUUCCUCACUGUGGAGAGGAUGGAGUCGCCCAUAGACUCAGCCGAUGACCUGGCCAAGCAAACAAAAAUCCUGUACGGGGUGGUGGAGGACGGCGCCACCAUGACCUUCUUCAAGAAAACUAAAAUCUCCACCUACGACAAGAUGUGGGAGUUCAUGAAUAGCAGGAGGCAAUCUGUGAUGGUCAAGAACGUGGAAGAGGGCAUCCAGCGCGCCUUGACCUCAGACUAUGCCUUCCUCAUGGAGUCCACCACCAUUGAGUUUGUCACCCAGCGCAACUGCAACCUCACACAGAUUGGAGGCCUCAUAGACUCCAAAGCCUACGGAGUGGGAACACCUAUGGGCUCCCCGUACAGAGACAAGAUCACGAUAGCCAUUCUGCAGCUGCAGGAGGAAGGGAAGCUGCACAUGAUGAAGGAAAAGUGGUGGAGAGGGAACGGCUGUCCCGAGGAGGAGAGCAAAGAGGCCAGCGCUCUGGGGGUGCAGAACAUCGGCGGGAUCUUCAUCGUGCUGGCUGCAGGACUGGUGCUGUCGGUGUUUGUGGCUGUAGGGGAGGUGCUUUACAAGUCUAAGCAGAAUGCCCAGCUGGAAAAGCGAUCAUUUUGCAGCGCCAUGAUGGAUGAGCUUCGUGUGUCUCUGAAGUGCAAACGCCGCCUCAAACAGAAGCCUCAGCCGCCCGUCAUCGUUAAGACAGAGGAGGUCAUUAACAUGCACACGUUCAACGACAGGAGACUCCCAGGAAAGGAAACCAUGGCAUGAACGCUGAGCAUACCCCGAACACACCCCUUGAUAAAAACCAUGGAGGGGAGACGGGGUCAAAUGAAUGCGUACUUAACCGCAGACUAAGGGUUAGUAGUCAAAACAGGAUUCCUUUCGAACCCACUUGCUUAUUUAGAUGGAUGUUUCCUGUGGAAAUAUAGAUACCUGAGCAGUGUCACCUCACUGUGACGUUCAUUUUUUGAAGGGAGCUGGAAAGGAAGGACUCAAAAGUAUGUAAAUUGAAAAGGGAUCCAAGCAGGUUUGGGUCCAAACAUAAGUCUGGUCCACACUAGAAGUGGACUUAAACACAUACACAUAACAUAUACUGUAUACACACACACCCACACACCCACACACACACACACACACACACACACACACGUACACACUCUCAUCUGACACACCUGUUCAGAAGGGAAAACUCCAUUGUGACAGUAACACCAGAUGUAGUUUUUCUGUUGAUGUCAAUGCCCUUUUGUCUUACCUCCAUGUGUGUUUGACCCCAUCGGUCCCUCCCGUCAGUGGCUUGAGUUUCUUUCAAAUGAUUUAAACAAACACUAAUCUCACAUCAACAAAGGGAACGGUAGUCAGUGCCAAAUGGUUUACUAUGAACCAAUGUAUAAAAGUGAUGUUUAGUUUGGAAUCACCUAUGCUGACCUUGUCAAAUACUCAUUGUUUUCUUUUGUAAUGCCUUUCUCGUGCCAAAGUUCGGCCAUUGUGAAGAACUUAGUUUCUACCAUGCCUGUUAUUAUGUUCAAAGCCUCUACAAGCAAUGUAUACUGUCAAAGUCCUUAUUCAUGUCCAUCCGUACACGCGGUCUGCAGUUUUCACUGUAUCAGUUGUUGUUUAAAAAUGCAGGAUUUCUACAAAAAAUGUUUGUUUUUGUACAAGAACAAGAGGUUUUGUAGUACUUUGUAUCAUGGUAGCCCCUCCUGAGGACAAAAUAUGUAGCAGAUACCUACUCAGCCCUCAAAUUCUGUCAACUAGUGGCUGUGGGGCUUCAAACUCUGCUGUGUAGGGUUCAUUUCUUUCAUCAAUCAGAGAUUUAGUCUUUUGUCUGUCAGUAUCAAGGGGCCAAAUGUUGCUUGUGAAAGUAAACAUGUAAACAAUGUUGUUACCAGGCUACAUUUUAGCCCUCGUUAACAGCAGACAAUUCAAGUUUUAUCAUGGGAUCUUUCACAGUAUCGAGUCCUAAAAGUCCUACUUAAGACAUAAUGAGUCAAACUGCUGCACUAGAAGAAGAAAAACAUCACUUGAUAGGAGAAAAGUAUUGAAACUAGUUGACGUGAUUGAAAAGAAAAAGGUUGAAAUAAUCCCACAGGACUGACAGAUUAUGUUUUAGAAAAAGAAGACUUGUAGAUAAAUGUAGAUCUUUGCAUUGUGGACAGGCAGUGAAAAUUAAUUAUUGGCUAUGAAUAAAACAUAAGUCUCAACCCAAGGUCCAUUUAGUAGCUGGUGUGCAGCUUUCGGUCAUAUCAUGAUCUUCAUCAGCAGCAUUUAAGAUUUGCUCAGUUGUCAUGUCAACAUCUAAUUGUCAUUGUCAACUUUUGAGCCCACAUGGAUGAGAACUCCUAAAAGUUAAAAAAAUGGAAAAUUGUAACAUCUACCAUUUCAACUGAGCAACUCUUUUCUGCUGAGGAAGAUCAUGUAAAAUAAACGAAAGCCCUAGUGCAGCUACUAAGUGGUAUUUAACUGCUGUUUCCAUGGCCAGGAAUGGAUUUUAAACCUCAGUGAUGGGCGACUUGUGAAUGUAUGUAACAACUGCAGUAAAUGUGAUGUGGGAAUAAUCAGCAGCUUUGAGGCACUUCCUGUUUGUUACCAUAGUAAAUGUCUCACCUUGGCUUGUUGCUUCGACCAUGUUCCCUUAAGGGGACUUGAGUGACACAGGGGGCAUGUUGUUGAUGAUAACCUAUGGGCGGAGCAGAUCAUUUAUCCACUAAUUGUCUCCAGAUUCUCGUCACUUUAAAGUGCCACAAUCACAUUUGGCCCCACAACACUUGUCUGUUAACUCUGUCCCAUGUUGUGAAAUAACAAGCAUACUUGGUAGCUUACUUCUUCACUGCCCCUGUCUUCUUUAACUAGGUAAUCAUUGGAUUGGUUAUUCCAGGGAUUUCAGAAACAAAAAAGACACAGAAUGCUAGUGAUGACAUCUCUGCUGUACAUGAAUGGAUUUAGUCAAUGACUUAUUUAAAACAACCACAUAUACACAUUAAGAAAAAUUGACAGGGAAGACAUAAAUCCUGAAACUCGUUGGCGUUCUAUCAGUGCUGCUUGUCAUUUUUCCAUGCAGCUAAAUCUAGUGGCGCAAGCUGAAGUGAUUGAAUACCUGGAUACAUUUAUUAAAAAAAACGAUUUCAAAGGCUUGGCUGUCCUGUCGAAUACAAAUAUGAGCUCAUUAAAUUUGACAUUGAUGCAAGGUUUUACAAAUAAUGUCAUUAAAAAUGUCAUAAUUGUA